Messenger RNA from Desarmillaria tabescens, 1886 nucleotides. RefSeq lists its product as uncharacterized. The transcript is spliced from 3 exons. Lineage: Eukaryota; Fungi; Basidiomycota; Agaricomycetes; Agaricales; Physalacriaceae. The record is from RefSeq and is a predicted model, not a curated record. Bases 112 to 1833 code for a protein of 573 amino acids.
UGACACGUCGCUGUGAUCUAAGCGCUAAUCUUCAUUCUUUGCCUCUUACAGCCAUAUAGCCCGACUAAAACUGCUUGAUGUGACGACGGAUUCCAGCAAACCACGUAGACUAUGGACAUGGAGGGAAAAUCCGAUGAAUCUAAUGUCCUUUUGGAGGCAUAUUGGAAACAUCGCAUCCGCUCACGUGGAUUCAUACGGUAUAAAAAGUACAACCCUCCUGAGAUCACACUCUCCGCCCUCACUGAGGCCGGUCAAGACGAAUCGACAAUUCCUGUGUUGAAGCAACGGUCAUACACUGGUAAAAAGGUCAUACCAUCUGCUCUGGCCGACACUCCUUGUGCCGACCUUGGUGUUCAUGGAAUAUUCGAGAAACUUAACACAAUACUCGGCACUUCACACAUUCUAUCCCCCAUGAUGACCACAGUCCUCGAUUCCUACAUCGAACAAGGAUAUGAUUUUGGCACGGUCUAUGCUCAUUUGCGUUUCUGCUGGUAUCACCCUGACACCAUCGAAAAGUUGCGCAGGCAUGAGGAGAAUGACCAAGAAUUGCGGAGAAAGGCGAUCGUUGAUAACAAGAUCAGCAACCGGAACCUGCCCCCUCGACGCCUCUGGGAUCUUUACGCUAAUCAGGUGGUACCAUACUGGGUUGCACUCACAGACUGGCGUGCGAUGUCGCAUGCGUGGAUGUCUGACGACGAGCGCGUCAAUAUGAUGACACCCAUUAACGGAUACGAGUGGCCCGUGCCUAUGCCGAAGGAUGCGAACCUUAAUCUCGUCCGCAUCGAGAUGUUGAACUGCGGAGCAGAGUGUGCAUGGUUGGACGUUCUAUGUUUGCGACAGGAACAGAACAUUAGGGAGGAUCACCAUGAGGAGGAUCAGCGCAAGGAGGAGUGGAAAUUGGACGUCCCCACGAUCGGGCAUGUGUAUGAUGGCUUGUGGCGUAAAGUGGUAUGCUUCUUAAACGGACUCGGUCGGCCGCUGAAUUUCAAGCUGGGUGAUCUCGAGAGUAACCGAUGUUGGUUCAAGCGGGCGUGGACGCUACAGGAGGUCCCAGAUGUCUGUGAUCCCCUUACUGUUGGUGGGGAUACUGGUGAUGCGGAAGAGGAAAUGCUAACGAGGGUCCAUGAGCAACUGGAAUUAUUGCGCGACAUGCGAAGAUCAGGGACACCGUUUACGAUCCUGUCGGAGAUGCGGAAUCGGGUGUCAACAAAGCCUUUGGAUAAAGUCGCAGGCUUGAUAUACCUUCUUGAUGCAAAGUCUAUCCCAAUAUACGAUGGAGCUCAGUCGGAUGAGGAUGCCUGGGAAGCCCUCGUAGAUACCACGUCGCCCUCGCUACGGGCCGAGUUGUUCUUCUGCUUCCCCAGACCUGGGAAUAAAAAGAAAUGUUGGCAUCCAUCGUGGGAGCAGGUAAUGGCGCAUACACUUCCGUGGGGUAAUGGGGGACAUGGACGCAAUAUCGGGUGUGUUUUUCGGACAGAGGAGAUAGAUUCCGACUGGUACGAGGGACCACGUGUUGACUCAGUCUAUAUCAGUGGGUUGGCUGAAACCUCGGACAGCCCUCGACACGGGAAGUUGUUUGUCAAGGCUGACUUUUUGUGGUGGGACGGUGAAUACAAAAUCGUCGCUGACCACACUUACCCAAUACGUGAUGGCUGGUAUACACUCAUAGCCACCGGUGGAGGGUACGUUCCACCAAUCGCUGAUUUUUGGGUAGUCGGGAGGCUAAGAGAUGAUGGUAAGUUUGGGAAAGUGUCAGUCAUCCGUUUUGAACGACCUGGAAGGCCCCAGCAGCGAUUCGGAUUUUAUAAAUGCGUUAAAACAGUUCUGUGUUGAUGUAAUGUAUGCUUCACACAAAUAUACUUAAUUAUGGUGAGAUUAGAUGUGAA